Molecule: messenger RNA, 1841 nt
Organism: Trichogramma pretiosum
Lineage: Eukaryota; Metazoa; Arthropoda; Insecta; Hymenoptera; Trichogrammatidae
Exons: 3
Coding region: 978-1535 (185 amino acids)
Biological process (GO): regulation of synaptic transmission, cholinergic; sleep; positive regulation of voltage-gated potassium channel activity
Source: RefSeq, a predicted model, not a curated record
CACGCGAACUGCAGCAGUGGUGUGUGGCAGGCAGUAGUAGUGCAGCAGCCGACGAUCGCGCGAAUAUAGUCGCGCUUUGGAGCUUUGCCAGUAAACAUUAACGUACAUUAUAGCAGCACGACGAUAUUUUAUAAUAAUAAAGUUUUGCACCGAUGGGGUCUCGCCACUUUCGUUCUCGGCCAGUCGAAAGAUGAAGAAAGAUGUACACGCGCUUUUUUGUGUCAGAGAUUGUCAUUACGAUUCGUACGCUAGUAUAGUGGCAUAGCAACUCUGUGAUCCAUAUACACUCCGUCGUGAUCAAUCGGUCCCUGACAUCGACGGACAAUUGGUCGGUAUAUAUAUAGUGACCAGCAGUAGCAGCGGACCAUGUGCGCCCGAGCAUCGUCAUCGUCAUCGCGCCCAUGACGACGACAACAACAUCUGCGGAUUUUUUACCGCGUUGGUGGUGCACAUAGUCGAGGCGAGUCGAGCGCGCGAAAUUUUACAGACACCACAUCAUACAUGUAAUAUAUGAAAUUCAUCAGCGAAAGAGAGCGAGAUAGGACAGGCGCGCGUAUGUAUAUAAGAUGAUAAUAUGUAUAUAGGGAGUGAAUCACACGCACAUCCCGAACUUCCUGUCCUUUCAUGUGUGUACAUUAUAUACGAAGCUCUCUGCCACUACUACUACUGCUAGCUACUGUUGCGGCGAAACGCGUUGCUACUGCUGCUGCUCCGUUAAUGUAUAUCACAUAGCAGCGGAGUACUUUGCGCGUUAAUUUCCCCUCUUUCUCUCCCUUUAAAAAACAUAAUACUGUGACACGCAACGUGUAGCCAUCCGAUAAAGAGAGAGAGAGAGAGAUAGAGGAGCGCGGCUGACACAUUUUAUUUAAACAACGCGUAUCGCGCAAAAGAAGCCAAGUCGUUUUUCGUCGUGCGCACGGACGGUAUACAAGAGAAAGAGGAGAGCGAACGACGAAUUAUAAUAAUUCGUCCCCAAGAUGACGACGAUAGGAGGAAGAGGCUGCUUAUCCAAGACAACGACUUAUCUAGCCAGCCCGGCGGUGGUGUCGCUGCUGACGAUAAUAACAAUAAUAACGUCACUGGCGCCGUGCACGAGCGCCAACAUGACGUGCUACAGGUGCACGGUGCACCCGCCCCAGUACCAGGGCGACGCCGAUCAGCCCUGCCAGCAGUUCGACGCCAGCGAGAGAUUCCAUCAGGUCUGUCCGGCCUCGACGUUCUGCCUCAAGCGCAUCAUACCCUACAGACUGCCCAACGGAACGAUGACGACGACGUUCGAGCGCGACUGCGCCCCCCAAAAGUACGCCAUCACCGAGUACAAUUACGAGCUGCGCGAGUGGAUACGCAACGAGCGGAUCAAUCGCACGGCCUACCAGGACGGCUGCUACGCGGGCCAGAAUCGCGGCACGCCCAACGGGCCCUCCACCUACUGCUACUGCUCGUCCGAUCUUUGCAACGACGCCGAGGCCCACAGACCCUCGAGCGCGCUUUAUUACGCUCUGGCGAUCGUCGUGGCCGUCGUCGCGCGAUCGUGAAGAAAAAAAAAAUAAAAUAAAAUAAUGAUAAUUAUCGCGUCGCGCGUACAAUAAUUUACGGUACAAUAACGAUUAAAUGUGAUAUUAAAGUUACGAAAUAGCCUCGGUAAUAUAUAUUUAUAUAGUUAAGAUUGUUAAAGAGAAUCUCGUAUAAUGAUAUAUACCGUUGAUCUCUAUUGUUUGAUUCUGCGGACAAUGUUGUUGCGCGUUAGAGCUUUUGCAUUUGUGCAUUGAUAAUAGUACAAUGAAAAAAAAAGAAGAAAAAAUACACAUAUAAUAUAUUAUAUAGUUGGUUAAGUGUAUCUA